Molecule: messenger RNA, 6362 nt
Organism: Calidris pugnax (ruff)
Lineage: Eukaryota; Metazoa; Chordata; Aves; Charadriiformes; Scolopacidae
Product: sorting nexin-19-like
Exons: 11
Coding region: 1079-3907 (942 amino acids)
Cellular component (GO): early endosome membrane; intracellular membrane-bounded organelle
Molecular function (GO): phosphatidylinositol binding
Source: RefSeq, a predicted model, not a curated record
GCGGCGGAAAUGGCGGCCGGUGCUGGCUCUUAGCAUCCCCCGGGGCGGUGAGUUUGGGCUUUGCUGUGUCUCUGCCGGGCUGCGUACGGUUCUCUGUUCCGGCGGAACGUGAGCUUUUAGCGUUUAUAGAGUUGUUCUGUUGAGGCGUCCGGGGUGAUUGAGCUCUGUAGCUUGUGAAGGGCCCCGGGUCGGGUGCGAGCCGCAGGUCCUGCGAGGAGCCCGGUGGGUUGGGGCCUGGUGGGCUCCGGUAGCUGUUGAGAAGCCCUUUUUGUUGGACCUUGGUGCUCGUUGAGGGGCUCGGUUGUUUGGGCUCUGGUGAGCUCUGGUGCCUGCUGAGGAGUCCCGUCUGUUGGGCCUUGGUGCUCGCUGAGGGGCCUGGUUGCUUGAGCUCCGGUGUCUGGUGAAGGCCUCUAGUUUCUAGGGGGUCCGGUGAGGAGACGGGUUUUUUGGGCCAUGGUGAGCUCUGGUGCCUGCUGAGAAGUCCUGUCGGGCCCCGGUGUUUGUUGAGGGGCCUGCUUGUUUGAGCUCCAGUGUUUGGUGAACCCCCCUGGUCUCUUGGGUUCCAGUGAGUCCCAGUGCACAGUGAGGGGCCUGGCUGGUUGAGCUCUGAGGAGCCUGGUGGCUUGGGUUCUGGUGAGCUCUGGUGCCUGCUGAGGAGUUCCAUCUGUGGGGCAUGGUGCUUGUUGAGGGGAUUGUUUGAGCUCCAGUGUUUGGUGAACCCCUCUGGUCUCUUGGGUUCCUGUGAGUCCCAGUGCACGGUGAGGGGCCUGGCUGGUUGGGCUUUAACGAGCCCCAGGCCCAGUAAGGAGCCCAGUUGUUUGGUGAGGAGCUUGGUUGGUUUGGCCCUGGUUUUUGGUGAAGGCCCCUGGCUGGUUGGGCCCUAGUGAGCCCUAGUGCCUGGUGAGGAGCUCAGUGAGUUCCUACCUGGUGCCCAGUAAGGACACUGCUUGGUUGAGCCCUGAGAAGCCCUGAUGUGGUGCCUGCUCGCUUGAGCCUUGACAAACCCUGUUGUCCUGUGGCACCCAUUGAGGCAGCAGCCAGCAGAGCCCUGAGGUGGCCCUCCUUGCCCAGCCCCACCAUGCCAGGCCAGAGCCCAUCAAGGCUCCAUCAGGCCCUCUUGGUGCUGGUGGCCACCCUGGGCUGGCUGCUGGCCCUGCAGUUGUUGCUUGACCUGCGGGCCCUGGGGCUGCUCUGUGGGGUGCUGGCGGCGCUGGGGGGCUGGUUGGGCCCCCGUGCCUUUAUCCCCCCUGGCCGGAGGCUGAGGCUGGAGCGUUUUGUCAGCUCCUUGAAGCCCCUGCCUCACUGCCCGGCGGCGGAGGAGAGGCUGGAGAAGGAGAUCGCCGGCACCGUUCGCAAAGUGGUGAGGGACUUUGUGGCCUCCUGGUACCGCACCGUCAGCAGCGAGCCGGCCUUCGAGGCCGAGGUGGAGAAGGCCAUGAUGGGCCUGGCCACCGAGCUGAGGCGGCGGAUGGGCCGAGUGGACCGUCAAGCCCUUGCUCGCCGCCUCCUCCUCCUCUGCGGCCACCACUUGCAGAGCUACCUGCAGGCCCUGGAGGUCCUGAGGGGUGACCUAGAGGGUGGCCGGACCCUGUGGCAGGAGUACAGCCGGCUGGCAGGGCCUCAUCCUGCCCUCCGUAGCCCAGCAGCUGAGGUGGGCUAUGCCAGGGCUGCUGUGGAGAUGCUUUUGAGGGCGCUGGUGCCCUGGCCCCACCUGGAGACGAGGACAGGACGCUUUGUGGUGGUGGAGCUGGUCGCCUGUAACGUGCUGCUUCCAGCCAUCAAAAAGAUGGCCGACCCUGACUGGAUCAACUUGCUGCUCAUCGGGGUUUUCUCCAAAAAGCCCCGGGCUGAAGAGCCUCCCCCUGCACCCCCGGUGCCUGAUUCCUUGCCCUUCACAGUAGAGCCUGACGCUGCCCCUGCCGGGGUGCCCCCUUCCCCGAGGGCCAUGGAGGUGCCCAGGAGAGAGGCAGGAGCUGCUGGCGAGGAGGGAGAGGACUCCACAAGCGAGCUGUGCCGGGCAGAGGAGCCUUUCCUCCGCCCACAAGCCCUGGGCUCCCUCUUUCCCUGCGAGGGUUUGGAGCUGGAGUCCCCUGCACCCGAAGCUGGGCAGGACACGGACCUGCUGGCACCAUCACCUGCAGGGGAGUUCCUUGAUGAACCUCUCCAGGACACCUCCACUGUGCUAGAGGGACUGGCCACUUCAGAGGAUGGUGGAGGUGACCUGGAGGAGGGUGUUACCACCAGCACGGAUGCUGGCCCACUCCCCACUUCUGCUCUUGCGUCGAGCUCCUGCCCUGACAUCCAGAUCGACCCGGCCAUUGAGAAGGAAGAGGAAAGCCCAGCUGUCCCCAAAAGGUCUUCUUCACAGAGACCUUCCAGCUUGGGGAAAGAUCUGGGGGCAGCAGAAGGCCCACCACAAAGUCCUCCAGAUGCUGGCCAGGCUCUGCCCCUGCUCUCGUCCUCCCCAACGGCUUCCAUCAGCACCUUCAGCUUUGAGCCCCUCAGCAGCCCCGACGGGCCGGUGGUCAUCCAGAACCUACGGAUAACUGGGACCAUCACUGCCCGAGAGCACAGCGGGACUGGCUUCCACCCCUACACCCUCUACACCGUCAAGUAUGAGACAGCCCUGGAGGGUGAGGCCACGGGCAGCCUUCAGCAGAUGGCUUACCACACCGUCAACCGCCGCUACCGGGAGUUCCUCAACCUCCAGACCAGGCUGGAGGAGAAACCAGAGCUCCGCAAGUUCCUGAAAAAUAUCAAAGGCCCAAAGAAACUCUUCCCUGAUCUCCCAUUUGGAAACAUGGACAGUGAUAAAGUGGAAGCCAGAAAGAGCCUGCUGGAAUCUUUCUUGAAGCAAUUGUGUGCUGUCCCGGAGAUCGCGAACAGUGAGGAGGUGCAGGAGUUCCUCGCCCUCAACACCGACGCCAGGAUCGCCUUCGUUAAGAAGCCCUUCGUUGUCUCCAGGAUAGACAAGAUUGUUGUCAACGCCAUCGUGGACACUUUGAAGACGGCGUUCCCCAGGUCGGAGCCCCAGAGCCCCACGGAGGAUCUCAGCGAGUCUGAAGUGGAUGGGAAGUCUCAGACAGAUGGGAAGAAGGCAAACAAGUCCAGGCUGAGGUUCUCAUCCAGUAAAAUUGCUCCAGUGCUGAAUGUGAACGAAGCCCAUGACAGGAUCGUGUACUCUGUCAGGGAAGGCACUGCUGUCUCUGGUGCUCUGUCGCUGGCUGCUAUGGAGUCCUUCAUCCAGAAGCAGGAGAAGCUGCUGGAGAGUGUCCCCAGCAAAGCUCCUGAAGGAGAAGGAGGCAGAGAAGGGAAGGAAAGCUCCAUGGGGACGUCGGAGCAGGGGACACAUCCAGACACAGACUCUGACUCGGAGACAGCUUUGGCUGACCUGGCCCUGGACGUGCUCCGUCUGCUGUUGGUGGAUCACUGGAGCUGGCUGUGCACGGAGAACAUCCAGAAGGUUUUCCACCUGCUCUUUGGGACCCUCAUUCAAAGGUGGCUGGAAGUCCAAAUGGUGAACCUGACCUGCACCCAACGUUGGGUCCAGUACCUCCAGUUGCUUCAGGAAUCCAUCUGGCCUGGGGGAGUUUUACCAGCAGUGCCCAAACCAGCCAGGACUGAGGAACAGAAGAAAGCAGCAGCAGAGCAGGCCCUGCAGAGCCUGGUGGGGAUCUUGCCAAGUGUCAUCCAAGAAAUCCUUGGGACCAGUAAAUGCCGGAUGAGCUGGAAACUGGUGCUGGAGUCCCUGAGCCAGCCUGUGAUUAACAGGCACCUGGUUUUCUGCCUCUUGGACCUUCUGCUGGAGUUUUUGGUUCUGAAGGGCUCUGGCGAUGAGCUGGAGACUGCGGUUGUCGCGCCGUCUGCCUCGGGUGGCCUGGACAGAGCAGGCAUUUCAGCACAUUAACUGGGGCUGGUGUAGCCAGCGGUGGAGGAGAGAGAGAAACAACCACAGGCAUGGGAUGAUUUGAUUUUUCAGUCUUUACUGAACAUGUCUGGGAGCUUCUCGUAAAGAAAAUUUUCCAGCCAGUGCUAAAUGAGGCUGGUUCCAGGCUUCUCUGGGUGAUGGAUUAAACUCAGCAGCAGGGGCUGAAGAUGCUCUUCUUCUGUGCAGCAUCUGCUCCAUUACUGACCUGCUGGAGAGCCUGGGAUGAAGAUGCCUGACCUGUGCUGAGGUGGACAGGCUGCCCACAAACCCUCUUGUCUUGCCCCACACCUGAACAUCUCUAACAUCUAAAGGUAGAGAGCACACAAGAUGUGCUUUUGUGGCCUCAGGUUCCACCUGGCACUGGCACGCAGGGACUUGUUCUGAUGGUCUCUUCUUGAUAGAUCUUUCUCCAGGACAGGUGAAAGAAGAACCAAAUGCUGUCCCUGCUCUCCAAGCCUACACCAUGCUGUAUCUUACCAGAAGGAAGAUGGGGAGAAGGACAGAGCAGAGAAAUGUGGUGACAGCCCUGAGGACAGCAUCAGGGACCCAUCCCACUGCCCAACUAACUGGGAGGUCAAAAAUGAUGCAGAAAUCCUUAGGGACAAAGUCCUCAGUGACAAAAAUAAACCCUCUCCUGCUGCCACGGGUCUUCUUGUGGCAUCUUUUGCUGCCUGACCAGUAGGAUGCAAGCAGGGCAGACUGGUUCUGUUGAGGAGAACUCUCACCUGGCCAAAGGGGAAUAGUAGUUCAGCUGGAUUUUAGGAUUAUCAUAUAUUUUGCCUGCCUGCUGAGUCACAUUUUAGUCCCAGAGGCUCUCACCUGGAAGGCACAGGAGAAAAGGCACUGGAGGGUGACACAAGGCAAAUAAACCAGCUCCCACACAAAAGCACUUGUCCCAGGAAGCUCUGGAAGAGGAGGGAGCACCUCCAGGAGGAGAACUGGACUCGUGGCAUGGACAACCAGUGGGUUAGACCCAGGAAUGGGCUUGUGGGCACCACCGUGAUGGUUAUUUCACCAUGUUUUGGUGCUACAAUAACAACUGUGUGUGGAGGGCUCUGGAAAGCUCAUCAGGUCCCCCACUUGGGCAGCUGCCAAUCAAGACUUGGGUGGUUUUGGACAUGUCUGCUGCCUGCUGUUGGGUCUGUGACAAGGAAAAUGGACACAGAGAUUAUUGACACAGAGAAUGUGCACCAAUGGACCAGUUUGGAGACCUGUUUUGGUGUGUUUCCUGGGAGAAAUACGGACUGGACUUUGCUUAUCGAGGAGAUAACAACUGCUCCUGGUGUUGUCUACAGAUUAAAGUGCUUAGAAGAGGAGACCUCCCAAGGGGGGACCAUACAGGAUCACAGCUAAUGUCCAUGUUACAGCAUCACAGGGUGCAUUGCCUACAGCCUGUUGUUUCUUGGAGCUGGAUGCUCUGUCCAUGUUUGGAGAGAAGGUGGUGGGACUCCAAAAUGUGUAUUAGGGGCAGCUUCUUAAUAAUGGACACAACAGUCUGUGCUUCUUUGUGUUUGUGUGCAAAUACAGGGAAGGAUUAGCUCACUGCCAGCAAUAUAUAUAUUUUUAGGGAGCUCUAAGGACAUCCCAAGACUAGACAGAAUCCAAUGUAAUGGAGCAAAGCAGUUCUGCAUCGUUUGAGGACCAUUUCUCAGCAGUGAUGCUUUUGGGAGGGUAACUUGCCACCUGCUUGGAAAAGAGUAGUUUGGAAAGCAGCUUGGAAGAGUAGCUUGGAAAAGAGUGUAAGAGUAGUUUAGGCAAAGCUUUGGGGAGUGCUCCAUGUGGGAUAAUCCCAAAUGGCCAAGGAGCAGGACUCCUAUAUAUCCUUAAGCACAAUAUUUGCUUGGAGCAGCCUCUUCACCCCUUUCUUCACUGCCAGGCUCCUCUUUCCCUUCUUUUUCCUACUACAUCCCUGCCCUCUGGCGUGGUGUGAGUUACUAAAUUUUCAUUUCUCUUGAAGGAAAUAAUUUGCCAUUUCUCUUGGUGGGUUCUGAGGAGCAUAGAUGGAGAGCUUGGUGCUUCACUGGGGUGGUGUGACAAGGAUUUGUGGUUUUACCAGACCAAGUAGCAGCAUCUCCUCUGUGUUCACCAGGGAGGAGCUGGGGCAGAGAGGGAUGAAGUUGGUUUCUUUGCUCAGCCAAGCAAAGUCGGGAACAGACCCCAGGAGUUUGGAUUUACAAGAUCUUUGUUUUAAUCUCCAGAACUUUCUUUUCUUUCCUUAAAGGAAGGAAAACAGAACCUGGGGCUGCCAGAGCCCUUUCUCAUGCUCUUUCUUCCUGGCGAGGCUUCAAGCUCCCAUUCUCUCCUUCAUAGAUCUCAGGCCCUUCUCACAGCUGAGGUGAAGCUGCCCAGGAACAGCGUAGGAACAAGUAGCCCCUCUCUGUAUCUUGUUGUUAAGGAAUACAAAAUCCAAUAAAAAGUUCAGCUUUUUCUUUUU